Vitis riparia (riverbank grape) is the source of this 5030-nucleotide messenger RNA. RefSeq names its product RNA-binding KH domain-containing protein RCF3-like. Bases 226 to 2331 code for a protein of 701 amino acids. Lineage: Eukaryota; Viridiplantae; Streptophyta; Magnoliopsida; Vitales; Vitaceae. Gene Ontology annotation, biological process: regulation of gene expression. Gene Ontology annotation, molecular function: mRNA binding. Gene Ontology annotation, cellular component: cytoplasm; nucleus. The transcript has 9 exons. The record is from RefSeq and is a predicted model, not a curated record.
AAUAGAAUCACUAUAAAAACCUAAUCGCAGGGGCAUUUUUCAGCAGUUUGAUUUUGUUGUGGGUUGUGGAUUGUGGAUGUGGGUCGAAAGUAAGGAAGCUUCCAUGGUUUUGAAUACAGUUACUUCCUUUGGAGGAGGUCACAAGUAGCAUUUAAAUCCAAUAAAUCGACUCAAUCUCUUCAUUCUCUCAAACUCUCGAACACUAUUUUCCAAUAUUUAAUAAACAUGUCGUUUUCAUUGACGCCUUCUAAGAGAUCAUAUGAGCGGAGCCUUACUGAUUCUAAUGGGAAAGGGAAAUGGCAAAAGUCAGGAGGUUUUUAUUCACAAAAUCAAUUGUUGAAAAUCUCUCCUGGUACCGUUGUUUUUCGUGUACUCUGCCCUGCUUCUAAAACUGGUAGUGUCAUUGGGAAAGGUGGCACCAUAAUUUCACAAAUACGUCAAGAAACUGGUGUAAAGGUAAGGGUUGAGGAAACUGUGUCCGGAUGUGAUGAGAGAGUGGUACUUAUCACUGGUUCUGAUAAAGACACAGAAGCUGACAAUGAGCAGAGCAAAGAAGAUGGUGAGGACACUAAGGCAGCUGAAGAAGUUAGUGAUACAAAGGAACCUGGUGAGAAUGAUGAAGAUAAAGAAUCCGUUCCUGUGGAAGAUUCACAAGUUGAAAAGGGAAUUUCAUCUGUGCAGAAAGCUCUUUUACUUGUUUUUGAAAGAAUGGCAGAAGGAGAAUCAGAGACAAAUGGAGGGGAUGAAGAUAGUAAUAAGUCUUCUACUUUUGUUGUAAGGUUACUUGUGCUUUCUAGUCAAGUGGGCUGUCUUCUGGGAAAGGGUGGCAGUGUCAUCAAGCAAAUGUCAGCUGAAAGUGGGGCACAGAUUCGCAUUCUUCCUAGGGACAAGCUUCCUCUAUGUGCAUCACCUUCUGAUGAACUGGUUCAGAUCACCGGGGAAUUGGAUGCAUGUAAACAAGCUCUUCAAUCUAUUUCUCAACAACUUCUGGAGAAUCCACCUCGGGACUAUGAUAUAGUUUCUACCAAUCCUACUGGGUCAUCAUCUCAUUUAUUUGGUCCUCCUCUUCCUAGGUCUGAAGCACAGCCACCGCCAAACUACUCUUUCCCUGCACAAGGUGCACCUUAUGCUGCUGGGGUUCGUGAUACCGAUUAUCACUCAAAUACUCCCCAACUUCAUAAAUUUCAUGAAAGUGGCAUGCCUGGUCGGAUGAAACCUCAGGAUAUUCUGACCUUCAGGUUAUUGUGUCAUGAUGAGAGGGUGGGAGGUAUAAUUGGAAAGGGAGGAACCAUAAUUAAGAACCUUCAGAAUGAGACAGGCUGUGAGAUCAAAGUUUUGGAUGGUGUUCCUGAUUCAGAGGACCGGGUCAUUUUCAUUUCUGGUUCAGCGCACCCAGAUGAUAGGAUAUCUCCAGCCCAAGAUGCAGUUCUCCGUGUGCAGAGCAGGAUAGUCAGGGCUAUACCUGAUAGCAAGGAGAAGACUGUGAUAGCAAGGCUACUUGUGUCUUCCACUCAAAUUGGUUGCCUCCUAGGGAAGGGUGGUGCCAUCAUAGCUGAAAUGAGGAAAUUAUCUGGGGCUCAUAUACGUAUAUUGGGGAAGGAUCAGAUUCCAAAGUGCGCUUCAGAAAAUGAAGAAGUAGUUCAGAUAAAUGGAGAAUUUGAAGCAGUUCAAGAGGCGCUUUUGCAGAUAACCACUAGGUUGCGGCAUCAUCACUUCCGUGAUGCAUUUUCUGUCAACCAUCCAUCUAAUCCUGCUUUUACAGAUCAAGUACCGCCUUUUCCUCCAUAUUUGGCAAGGAGGGAAUUUUCACCUCCUGGGAUGUAUUCUAAUUUAGGUCCAUCCUUUCAUAAGUUUGAUGCUGUUGGUGUCCUGCAUCCACAUGGUGGUUUUCAUCCCCAUGAUGAUCGAGCUCCAUUUAUGCACAGCAUCCACAGGCUGGGCAUCCCCCCUCAUAUUCCUGAAAGAAAGCCAUCUUCUGCACCAUGGGGUCACCAGGGCCUGAUUGAAGGUGGUGUCCCAAUAGGAUUGGCAGACUUUGCAGGAGGCCCCCAACGAAGAAUACCAGGAUUUGGAGGAGGAAGCCAACAAGCUAUUAUCACAAGCACCACUGUCGAAGUUGUUGUUCCUCGUUCUCUUGUUCCUUCAAUUUAUGGGGAGGAUGGUGGAUGUUUGAGACAAAUCCGGCAGAUUUCUGAUGCAAAAAUUACCAUUACUGAGCCUAAACCUGGAGCAUCAGAAACUGUGAUUAUAAUAUCUGGGACGCCUGAGCAGACCCAUGCUGCACAGAGUCUUAUUCAAGCAUUUGUGUUAAGUGAGACGGAAUCGCCUUGAUAUUUCUUAUUGAGAUUAUGACGAUUGCAGAACGAGAGAAUACUAGUUUGCAGUUUUGUGAGUACCGCUGAACUUAAUACUAGGGACAGUCUCAAACUUUGCAGAUUCCUCUGACCACUCAUGGACAUUCCGCUUCAAUUUUACUGGAUGUCUUAUUUAAGUGUUCAAUAUUGUGCCUUUAGUGCCCAUGAAUUGAAAGCCGAAUUUUACCUUUUUCCCUCAAUGUUUGGAUUGAAUGAGGACUUAUGAAGGGCUGUGAAGAUGUUAUAUCAAUGCCAACCUGUACUUGUGCCCAUGCACAUGCAUGUGUGCAUGCAUGUGUUUGUGAAAAUUUUUCUUUAUUGGAUAAGUUGACCUCAAAAAGUUAGUUUCUGGCAAUGCAUUCUUAGAUUUCCAAUUGAAGUUUAAUCUACUCUCUUCUGAUUCUAAAAUUUCUUUCAGAAAGCUCCCUGAUUACUAUAUUUGGCUUUGGUGUUAAAUAUUUGGAGAUUCUUUUCACUUUGCAAGCCUGGACAUGCACAAAAUCAUCCUUCUUGGACAUGAUUUUACAAAGUAGAAUUAAAUAUCCAGGGUUAAACGAAUGGGUUGAAACUCAAUGUAAGAAUGGUAAAAUGGGUGAUCUAGGUGAAGUUAUUGCUUUAUAAUCUGGUAUCUUUGAAUAUAAUGAUUUUAACUGGAGUUGCUUUGAUUCUCUUUUCUGUGUUUUUUAUUGUAGAAUUGCCUGGUAUGCUUCAAAGUUAAUGACUUGAUUUGGAGUUGAUCUCAUUCAGAAGCUAUAUUAUGUGUACUUAUGUAGAUUGGUUAGAAUAUGCAUAGAUAAGAUGUCAAUGUCUAUAAUAGAUUUUGUUGAUUGAACAGGGUUCUUAGUAAGGGGAGGGAGUUGGUUUUUGUUUCUUUCUUCUUGUUCUCUUCCAUUUGGUGUGCCAUUUUGCUUUCCUAUCAAAAAGCUUGAUUUUCUAGUUUGCCAUAAUAUUAAGUUUGCCCUUCUCCUUAAGGAUUGCAAUCCAUACUGUAUCAUUAUAGUCUGUACUUUCCCUUGCUUAAAGAGGCCUUAUUGUGGCUUUUAAGGCCAUUCUACCCAUCUAAGGAGUAACUAGAGGUAAUUUGAAUCAUGUUGGAGGUUUCUACAUGUAGGAACUUGACAAAAUAUUCUGUUAUGAACAGCCUUGCAGUUGUUUAAUCCAUAUGGAAAGGCUAACUAGCUGAGUGCAAUUUCACCUCCAAAAAAGAAGUGAUGCAUUUUCCAUGUUUGUAUUGAACUUUUGCUUUGAAAGUGUGUUUUCAAAUGGUCGUGCUUAAAUCUAACGAGCUAUCCUAGAUACUAGAGUCUGGGAUUUGAAGUAUCAGUCCAGGAGGAUGUAUCUGCAUCAAUAAGCAGUUGAGUCUUUAGUGUGUGUGAAUUUGAUUGAUUGGUUAGAUGGUACUCUUUUGUGUAAAUGCUCAAGCUACUAGAAAUACUUACAACACAGAAGAACAUGCAUGAGAAAAAAAUCCUAUUCUUUUCAUUAUGAAUUACUCAUAGGCAAGGCUACUUAGUUGUUGGCUUAAACCAAGUUGAAAUUAGUCUCCAUUAAGAAUUGAACUUGGACCAUUUCACAAACCCUCCCCAACCCUUUACCACUUGAGCCAGGCCUCAAGGGCUCAUUUUGAGUGCUUUAUAUGUAUUUUUCCAUGUGCUAGCUAUAUCAUGUGGAUAUCAUCUUAUAUGGCAACCUUUAGUAUCCACUUUAGUAAUUGGCUGCUACCAAGCCUAUAGAACACCACUGAUGAGAACUAAGUUUAUAACAUAACUACAGGGGGUAGCAUGGUUGCUAAAAUUGAAAUUGAUAGGAGACCAUAUAGGGAUUAUAUAUGUCAUUUUUUAUAUAGCUAUAUUUUUGUCCCUCUUGGGACUUGAACUUGGAACCUCUAGCAAGCUCCUCCCUAACCCCCUUUUACCACUUAGCCAGGCCUCAAGGGCCAUAUAUGUCAUGUUUGAUUUGCGUUUUUUUUUCUCUAUUGCUUGAUGUUUGUGAUGCUGUUGGAGUAAUGACAGGAAACAUAAGCUACUAUUUCUUUGAAUUUAUAGUGGUCUAUGUUUAAUGAUUAUUGGUAAAAAUGGAGAAAGAAAAAAGGCAAAAUGAACUUUUAAGCAACUCUGUUAAAUGACCUUGUUUUCAUAAUAUUGGUGGUGUAUUUAUGAUCACUGUUGCAAUGGAUGCAGUUCUCGACAAUGUUUAAUAGUGCAGUCGAUUAAGAUUGUUUUCAGGUUUUGCAUUGUCAAUGGCCUAUGCAUUGCUUUUCUGGUUGGACUCUGGCUAGAUAUUGAUUCGGUAUUGCUUUUCUUGUUUUUUUUCUAAUUUUCACCAUUCCAUAUUCUAUGAUUAGUGAUUUGCUUCUCCUUUGUUGUGAAGAGAAUUGUUAUUACUGUCUCCUAAAAUAAAGUUUAUCUUCAUUCUUUUUAUCAUGUGGAGUGAUUUUAGACGAUGAAGCUCAUCUACAAUGAACAAGUUCCUGAAGGAUUGACAGUUUUAUACCUGCAACCUAUACCUAAAACAACCACCCUCCUUUUUAUCAGUUUUUGAUUGGCCAGGAAAAAACAUGUGCUCAGGUUAUGCUUUUCUUCUGCCAUCAACCAUAUUUCUUAUAAGCAAAUGUUUAUGAAGUGAACACAGCUGAAAUUAGGACAUUGAGGUAGAUAGAGUAACCAAGUCAAGAAA